AUGGCGAACCUAAGCCGAAGGGAUGGCAACAGUUGGGCAGUUUACCUUCUAGAGGCUGACAAUGCUCUCUCACUGGAGGAUGCAGCCAAGGAGGAAGUCCGCCAGCCUGCCAAGAUGAAAUGCCUUGAAGGCCCACACUUAAACCAAAGGCCAGGCAAGACCUGCCACCCCUUGGCUCCCAAGGAGGAGCUGGUAUCUUCCUCCCAGUUGGAGGAAGAGGAAGAGAAUGAAGAGGAGGAUCUGGAUCCAGACCCAGAGGAGGAAGAGGAAGAGAAUGAUCUUGGGGAUCCAGUUGUAUUCAGCACUGUCCAUAACACCCAGAGAGGUCUGCUCGGCUCCCCUGGAGUCAAGGACCGUGGUAUGCUGGGGGUGUCAUCUGCCUCCUUGCAUUUUCUGUGGCAGAUGAACUCUUAAUUCCUCUCGCAGACCCUGGACUACCGGUCGCCAAUCUCUUUCUGGCCUAUGUUUCCCAGUGCCAGCUCUCCAGUACGGCACUUUGGACCUCGACUGCCCUCAUCAGACCCAUCAAUCUUUUGUAGCCUGCCAACCUCGUGGCCCCCUAGGUUCAGUCACCUGACCCAGCUCCACCCUGAGCACCAACGGAUCCUGCAGCAACAGCAGCUCAGUCGAACACAAAGCCCCCCAGCCAAGAAGCCUUGGUCUCAGCAGCCAGACCCCUAUGCUAACCUCAUGACCAAAAAAGAGAAGGACUGGGUGAUAAAAGUGCAGAUGGUUCAGCUGCAGAGUGAGAACCCUCACCUGGAUGACUACUACUACCAGGAAUAUUAUAAGAAGCUAGAGAAGAAGCAGGCAGAUGAAGAGCUACUUGGACGAAAGAACAAGGUUGAGUUCCUCAAGCUGGUAACACCUUACAUUCAGAAGGCAGAGGCUUAUGAGUCAGUGGUUCGAAUUGAGGGUUCCCUGGGCCAGGUAGCUGUAUCGACAUGUUUUACCCCUCGUCGAGCUAUUGAUGCCGUACCUCAUGGAACUCAAAAGCAGGAUACAGGAACUGCAAGUAGCCAGAGGCUUCGAGUGUUAUAUUGGAUUGAGAAGAUGUUCCUUCAGUUACUGGAGAUAGAGGAGAGCCAGAAGGAUGGGCCUCCACAGCCCUGCUUCUCCAAGCCGCAGAGCAAGCAGGUUGAGCAGCUUUUCCAGGCCUUAAAGACCCAGGAGCAGAACAACCUGGAGGAGGCAGCAGAUGGCUUCCUGCAGGUACUCUCUGUGAGGAAGGGGAAGGCCCUGGUGGCCCGGCUGCUCCCCUUCCUGCCCCAGGAUCAGGCUGUUAGCCUCCUUCUGGCCAUCAUGCACCACCUGCCCCUCCUGGUCCGAAAGGACAUGGCUGACCAGGCCCUACACAUGUUGUUCAAGCCUCUGGGCAAAUGCAUCAGUCACUUGACCUUCCAUGAACUCCUCCAAGGACUCCAGGGUCUACUGCUGCUACCACCUGGCUCCUCAGAGCGGCCAGUUGCUGUUGUGCUUCAAAAUCAGUUUGGAAUAUCUUUGCUCUAUGCCCUGCUGAGUCAUGGGGAGCAGCUGAUAUCCCUGGAUUCCUCCCUAGAGGAACCAAACAGGGACCAUAUAGCUUGGACAAAUACGGUGGUUUUGAUUGCCCGGGAGAUAGCCCAAAUGCCUAUAGCCUCUCUGGCAGAACCCCUAAACAUCCCCAGCAACUUACUUCCCUUGUUCUGUCACCACGUGGACAAACAAUUGGUUCAGCAGCUAGAGGCCAAGAUGCAGCUUGCCUGGAUCUGUUGAUCUGUUUGUUCUGGAAUAUGUAUAUGUGUUUGGAUGUUUU
This is a messenger RNA of Propithecus coquereli (Coquerel's sifaka), 1795 nucleotides long. RefSeq names its product protein associated with topoisomerase II homolog 2 (yeast) (gene PATL2). Gene Ontology annotation, molecular function: RNA binding. The record is from RefSeq and is a predicted model, not a curated record. Lineage: Eukaryota; Metazoa; Chordata; Mammalia; Primates; Indriidae. The transcript is spliced from 16 exons. Gene Ontology annotation, biological process: P-body assembly; deadenylation-dependent decapping of nuclear-transcribed mRNA. Gene Ontology annotation, cellular component: P-body.